GAAAAAAUAAACAGAAAAAACAAACCGUAUGAAAAUGCAAGACCCACACAACACACCUUCAGAGAACCAUUGCAAGAGAAGCAAAAGAGAAAGCAGAGAGAAAAAAGUGGAGGAUUGUUGAAGAGAGAGUCUCGUGAUUUGAGAAGGCCACAAAUCUCCGAAAUAAAAGCUUCAAAUUUCGGUCACAAUUUAAAGAAAAAGGGGAUUUAUUUAAAAACUUUUUUAAAUAAAAGAACAGAACUUGGGGUGUGGCAAAGCAGAGAAAGAAGAAGAAGAAGAAGAAUCAUUUGGGUGUGUUUUUGAAGUGAAAGGUGAUGUCGUGUUCUUCUUCAUCUGGGUCUGAAGAGGAGGAUGAGGGGUUCGACUCUUACCGGAAAGGAGGGUACCACGCCGUCAGAGUCGCCGAUCAGUUCGCCGGCGGCAGGUACAUAGCGCAGAGGAAGCUCGGUUGGGGUCAGUUUUCAACAGUUUGGCUUGCCUAUGAUACUACUACAUCUGCAUAUGUUGCUCUCAAGAUCCAGAAAAGUGCUGCCCAGUUUGUUCAGGCCGCCCUUCAUGAAAUUGAUGUUCUUUCAUCCCUUGCUGAUGGUGUCGAUAUGGAUUCAAAAUGUGUUGUCCAUUUGAUUGAUCACUUUAAGCACACAGGUCCUAAUGGUCAGCACCUUUGCAUGGUGCUUGAGUUUCUUGGGGAUAGUUUGCUUCGUCUAAUCAAAUAUAACCGGUAUAAAGGCCUUCCUUUGGAUAAAGUUAGGGAGAUUUGCAAGUGCAUUUUGAUCGGUUUGGAUUAUUUACAUAGAGAACAUGGCAUUAUCCACUCAGACCUAAAACCAGAAAAUGUUCUUCUGGUUUCUACCAUUGAUCCUGCCAAAGACCCUGUUAGAUCUGGACUCACCCCAAUAUUAGAGAGGCCUGAGGGAAACAUAAAUGGUGGUGGAGUUACUAGUCUUAUUGAGAAAAAGUUGAAAAGAAGAGCUAGGAGGGCAGUUGCAAAAAUAUCUGGGAGAAGUUCUCCAAUAGGAGGAAUUGAAGCUCCAAAGUCUGACAGAAAUCUUGAUGGGAUUGAUGUGAGAUGCAAGGUGGUAGAUUUUGGAAAUGCUUGUUGGGCUGAUAAGCAGUUUGCAGAAGAAAUUCAAACAAGACAGUACAGAGCUCCUGAAGUAAUACUGCAGGCCGGUUAUUCCUUUGCUGUUGACAUGUGGUCUUUUGCUUGCAUUGCUUUUGAGCUUGCCACUGGUGAUAUGUUGUUUACUCCCAAGGUUGGACAGGGUUUUAGUGAGGAUGAGGAUCACCUUGCCCUGAUGAUGGAACUCCUUGGAAAGAUGCCCCGGAAGGUUGCUACUUCUGGAGCAAAAUCCAAGGACUUCUUUGACAGACAUGGGGAUCUCAAAAGGAUUCGAAGACUUAAGUUUUGGCCGCUAAGCAAAUUGUUGAUUGAUAGAUAUAAAUUUUCAGAGCGCGAUGCCUGUGAGUUUUCAGAGUUUCUUUUACCACUUCUUGAUUUUGCACCCGAGAAGCGGCCAACAGCACAGCAGUGCCUGCAACUCCCAUGGCUCCAGGGCAUAGAGUCUACACCAAAUGAAAUGAGAAAUGAAUCUAGUGUGGAAAAGGUGGGUGUUGGGAUGAGCAACCUUCAAAUCAAGGUGGGAAAGUGAAGAGAAAAGUAUUUAACAGUCACCCUUCAAGACCCUUCCUUCGCCCUGAAUGACUAUUGAUUGUAAUUUGUUUUUGGUUUAAUCAAAUUUAAUAAGAUUUAUUUUUUUAUUGGAUUAAAUACUACAGGGAUGUAAAUUAGUUAUGAAUUUUGUUUAUCCAGAGAUAUCUGACACAAUUUGUGUGUAUAUUUACCACAUGAUGAUUUAAAGGGAUGAUGGCGUUCAUCAAAAUCAGUUCUAAAGUUCUUCUCCCCGACGAAUUACUUACAAGUUACAAAAAUGGGUGGAAA
Molecule: messenger RNA, 1942 nt
Organism: Glycine soja
Lineage: Eukaryota; Viridiplantae; Streptophyta; Magnoliopsida; Fabales; Fabaceae
Product: probable serine/threonine-protein kinase sky1
Exons: 4
Coding region: 315-1652 (445 amino acids)
Biological process (GO): spliceosomal complex assembly; regulation of mRNA processing; protein phosphorylation
Molecular function (GO): protein kinase activity; ATP binding
Source: RefSeq, a predicted model, not a curated record